UGAUGAAAGACAAAGGUUACAAAGCCCAUGUGAUGUUCUUUUGGACUUUGGAUCUGAAGUUGCCUUCAAAGACAUAGUAAAGCUUCAGCUAAUUCUUACCAAUCACACUGGAAUCAGUGCUCCAUUCAAACUAGAAGCUGAGUAUUUUACUGGCUAUUCACUUACUCCAGAACAAGGAAUCUGCCCCUCCUCAAGCUACCUGGUGAAAAGAAGAGGGCCCGUCACAAAACAUGCAGCCAGAAGAGCACAGUCAGAAUUUGCAGCAGCAGUGCUAUCUCAUGGGAAGGGAGUAGCUUUCCAUGUACAACCUUCCACAGGAACUCUGAAAGCCUUCCAGCAGCUAAUCGUAGAAAUAACAGCUUACAACAACAUGUGGGGAGAGUACUGGGAUGAUCUUGUCUGUAAGGUGGGAGACUUACAACCUAAAUUAAUUCCUAUGCAAAUGACUGUGAAAGGCUGUCCAAUGUUCCUACAGAUGACAGGACCACAAACAGAGCGACCCGUAAUCAGGUUUGGCACUCAUGUCUCUGGAGGGUCUCCUGUCUUUCGGAGGGUCCAGCUCAACAAUCCCACUCCCUUUGACAUUCGCCUGGACUGGGAAAUUUACAACCAGGAGCAAGAGGAUAAAAAGCUGGUGGACCUGUUGAUGUUGUUUGGAGACCCUUUUCCUCCUAAGGACAUGGAUGAAACUGAGACUGCAUCAGUUGGUAGCACCUCAGAGUCAGAGACUGUGUUAGAGUUGGAUCAAACUGCCAUUCCCUGUGGAAGCAUUUAUCCAGCUUCUCAAACCACAGAUGAGUCUUCAGACUCUGACAGCAAAGAGAAGGAAAUCAUCACUGAAGAACCUACAAUACAGAAAAUCGUCUCUGUACUUAUACGACCUCAUGAAGGGAUUCCUGCAGACAAUCCCUACUCCAUUACUCCAAGACAGAUAGUGGUUCCAGGAGGUGGCAGCAUCUCCGUUUGCAUCUCCUUCACCCCACGGGUCCUGCCAGAGGCCGUGCCUGAAGCGCAAUGCAAGGGGUUUGUGCUGGGUUUCAUGAACCUAGACGACAAGCUUGCGAAGACAGUGCCUAACAAAGUGCGUCGCAGACAUGGCUAUGAAGCUCCACCGUUCCGAAUAGACUUGCAAGCUUUCAUAAGGCAUGCUCUGUUAAAAGUAGACAUCGAUCAUGACAGAGGAAUGGUGUUUUAUUCAAUGGCAAGUGAUCUCGUACCAGAUCAGUCUCUGCUAGGAGUUUUGACAGGUUCAGUAAUGACUCAGAGUUUGAAGCUCAUCAAUUGCACUAAGGUUCCUCUGUACUUCAGGCUCCUUCUGUCUACGCCCUUCAGCCUGUCCAGCACGGAUCCCAAAAAGAGCACCAAAACAUUCCACAGCAAGAAGGAGGAAAACGAACAGCAACCACAACUUGUACUUUAUCCACAGCAAAACAUGUUGGUGAAAGUGUCAUUCCACACAACUCCGGAGUUACUUACGUAUCAACACUUGCCAGAUACCCAGCUGCUUCCUGGAUUCCAAGUGCUCCAGUUUGCAAAUGGAGAGAGAAAGCUGAAGUUUAAUCAAAAUCUGGUCAUCGAACACAGUAACCGCACUAUCCAGCUGGUCCCAGUGACAGCAUACCUCACUGUCCCAGUUCUGGAGCUGUCUUGCGACACGGUUGAUUUCAAGACCUGCUUUGUUGCACAGACCAAGACUGAACACGUCUUCCUGUGUAACAGGAGUGGCUGUAGAAGUUACUGGACUGUUCUGCUGGAUGAACAGGAACAGCAGAACGACCUUGAAGUGUUUGCUGUCUCCCCUACUAAAGGCAUUUUGGAGGCACGUGAAGGGGACCCACCUACCAAGGAAGUUUUGCAGAUCAGCUUUACUGCAAGGAGUGACACUGAAUAUGAAACUAUCGUGACCAUUACAGGAAUGCUGGGAGAGAAGCCUUGCAAGCUACAGCUCAGGGGACGAGGAACAUACAAUGGGAAGUAUGAAGACCUGUAUUUAAUUUAA
Molecule: messenger RNA, 1999 nt
Organism: Phaethon lepturus (White-tailed tropicbird)
Lineage: Eukaryota; Metazoa; Chordata; Aves; Phaethontiformes; Phaethontidae
Product: deleted in lung and esophageal cancer protein 1-like
Exons: 15
Biological process (GO): negative regulation of cell population proliferation
Source: RefSeq, a predicted model, not a curated record